Suillus paluster is the source of this 1025-nucleotide messenger RNA. Its product is annotated as p21-C-terminal region-binding protein-domain-containing protein. The transcript is spliced from 5 exons. NCBI's taxonomy places the organism in Eukaryota, Fungi, Basidiomycota, Agaricomycetes, Boletales, Suillaceae. Bases 49 to 924 code for a protein of 291 amino acids. Gene Ontology annotation, cellular component: nucleus. The record is from RefSeq and is a predicted model, not a curated record.
AAUACGAUAAUCUUUCUUUCCUUUGCACGCAUACCGAACGCCGUACUCAUGUCAAAACGCAAAAAUCAGGCCGAUCAAGAAGAUCCCGACAGUGACUCGGAAGACACUCCGACGUUCAUCGAUGUAGAUUUCGACUUUUUUAACGUCAACCCAACGAUCGACUAUCAUGCAAUCAAGCGCCUCCUCGAUCAGCUCUUUGGCGUAGACGCAGAGGGUCUUAGCACGCAUGCUCUUGCGGACUUGGUGCUUUCACAGGCUGACGUAGGAACCACGAUCAAGACUGAUGGAGAGGAGAGCGAUCCAUAUGCAUUCUUGAGCGUUUUAAAUAUCGGCGUGCACAGCGACAAUGUGUCGAUAAAGUUGCUCGUAGAGUACAUCCUGGCAAAAUCGAAAGCGGACAAUGCCUUUCAUGGAUCACUAUCGACGAUACUGCGUGAUCCGCAGAGUCAAGUAGGACUCGUUCUAUGCGAAAGGCUUAUCAACAUGCCUGUGCCUGUGAUACCACCCAUGUAUCGUAUGCUCGUGGACGAGAUCAAGGACGCAGUUGAAGAGAACGAACCCUUCAAUUUCACCCAUUUGAUUUUCAUAUCACGUGUAUACAAGCUUACUCCCGAUGAGGAGGAAGCGAUGGCUAUCGCCCAACAACAAUCAGCCAAGGGGUCAAAAAGACAAAAAUCCCAAAAUUCAAAUGGGGCUACGAACGAGAGAAGCGCGGAUGGAGUAUAUCCGUUCCACCCGGAGGACGAAGAAAUUCGAAAGUUUGCCUCCCAUCAUCUGAUCUUUCCGUAUUCAAAUGCACAACCGCGUGAUGCGGAGUCGUUUGGGUUAGAUACGGCUGGACAGUUAAUGCUUGUGCCAGCAGCGCGACUCGCGGAGCUGACAAGAGUACUCGGGGAUGUGUUCCAGCCACAUGGGAAUGCGUAGGCCAGCGGAUUGUCGCCAUUUUGUUUUUGCCAUUAUGCCAUCGAUCUUGAAACGUGGUUGGUUGUGAAGACAUUUUGAUCGAUGAGACGGCACCCGUAUCU